Molecule: messenger RNA, 2185 nt
Organism: Musa acuminata subsp. malaccensis (wild Malaysian banana)
Lineage: Eukaryota; Viridiplantae; Streptophyta; Magnoliopsida; Zingiberales; Musaceae
Product: sulfate transporter 3.1
Biological process (GO): transmembrane transport
Cellular component (GO): plasma membrane
Source: RefSeq, a predicted model, not a curated record
CUUCUCUUCCAUCUCCUUGCAAUGGUGACGGUGGAGAACUCCGAUGCCGUAUUCCCCGCCGGGACCGUCGAAGGGGUAGAGUUCGCGCGGCGCGUUCCACUCCCACCCCCUCGGCCAUUCCUAGACACCUUGAGGGCCAACCUCAAGGAGACUCUCUUCCCCGAUGAUCCCUUCCAGCAAUUCAAGAACGAGACGGGGUCAAGAAGGUUCCUAGUGGGAUUGAAGUACUUCUUCCCGGUCUUCCAAUGGGCUCCGAGAUAUAACCUUAGUCUCUUAAGGUCGGACCUCGUUGCGGGGUUUACGAUCGCCAGCCUUGCCAUACCCCAAGGGAUUAGCUACGCCAAGCUCGCCAACCUGCCGCCAGUCCUAGGCCUAUAUUCGAGCUUUGUGCCGCCGAUGGUGUACGCAGUGAUGGGGAGCUCGAAGGAUCUCGCAGUGGGGACUGUGGCGGUGCCAUCGCUGUUGAUUGCGUCGAUGCUGGGAAAGGACGUGCCGCCGUCGCAGAACCCGACACUGUACGUGCACUUGGUCUUCACCGCGACGUUCUUUGCUGGGGUGUUUCAAGCGUCCUUGGGGCUGUUAAGGCUGGGUUUCAUAGUUGACUUCUUGUCGCAUGCGACCAUCGUGGGAUUCAUGGGGGGAGCUGCCACAGUGGUGUGCCUUCAACAGCUGAAGGGGAUGCUGGGCCUCCAACACUUCACCACAGCUACUGACCUUAUCUCGGUGAUGGAAUCUGUUUUCACACAAACCCAUCAGUGGAGAUGGGAAAGUGUGGUUCUCGGCAGCUGCUUCCUGUUCUUCCUCCUCCUCACACGCUUUUUAAGCAAAAAAGGCCCCAAAUUCUUCUGGAUCUCCGCAGCAGCUCCAUUGACAUCGGUGAUACUGGGGAGCCUCGUGGUGUACCUCACCCAUGCAGAAAACCACGGUGUGCAAGUGAUUGGCUACUUGAAGAAGGGUCUGAAUCCACCAUCACUGAGCAAUCUGGUUCUCUCAGCACCGCACAUGAUGGUAGCACUCAAGACUGGCAUCAUCACCGGGAUCAUCGCCCUUGCGGAGGGGAUCGCUGUGGGGAGGAGUUUUGCCAUGUUCAAGAACUACCAUAUAGAUGGCAACAAAGAGAUGAUCGCCUUUGGGACGAUGAACAUCGCCGGAUCUUUGACAUCCUGCUACCUGACCACCGGGCCGUUCUCGAGGUCGGCGGUGAACUACAACGCCGGCUGCAAGACGGCGCUCUCCAACGUGGUGAUGGCGGUGACGGUGAUGGUCACUUUGCUGUUCUUGACGCCCUUGUUCCACUACACUCCUCUGGUGGUGCUCUCCGCCAUCAUCAUAUCUGCCAUCGCCGGCCUUAUCGACUACGAGGCGGCGCUGCACCUGUGGCAGGUCGACAAGAUCGACUUCUGCGUCUGCAUGGGUGCAUACUUGGGCGUCGUCUUCGGCAGCAUCGAGAUCGGGCUGGUCAUUGCCGUGGCGGUCUCCAUGCUUAGGAUUCUACUCUUUGUGGCGCGGCCGAGGACCACCGUCCUCGGAAACAUCCCCAACUCGUCGACCUACCGGCGCAUGGAUCAGUAUUCGGCGGCGCAGAGCGUUCCCGGAGUGCUCAUUAUCCGAAUCGACGCUCCGAUCUACUUUGCCAAUGUGAGCUACUUGAGAGAGAGGAUAACAAGGUGGACCAACGAAGAGGAGGACAUGCUAAAAUCCAAGGCAGAGACCAGCUUACAUUACGUGAUACUAGAUAUGGGAGCUGUGGGUAGCAUCGACUCAAGUGGGACUGGCAUGCUGAAGGAGGUCAAGGAGAGUUUGGGCAGAAGGGGCCUUCAGCUGGUGCUGGCAAACCCUGGAAGCGAGGCGAUGAAGAAGAUGGAUAAGUCGAAGGUGCUCGAAACCAUCGGUCAAGAGUGGAUCUUCCUCACCGUGGGCGAGGCAGCUGCUGCGUGCAACUUUAUGCUCUGCACAUGCAAGUCCGGCAUGGUCGAUGAGGCAGAGCGCGAAAACAUCGUCUGAGAGCGUGGAUGGAAUAUAUAUAUAUAUAUAUAUUUGUGUGUGUGUGUGUAUGGAAACCAAAAUUUAAGUGAUGGUUUCGUGCGCCAAAAAAGGCAAAAUGUUGGCAAGAACACGAAGCUCUGUUUACUCCUGCUUUCUUGUUCAUGCUUUAUGUUUUCGGAGGAACAUUACUGAAUUAUCA